This is a messenger RNA of Aspergillus melleus, 888 nucleotides long. RefSeq lists its product as uncharacterized. Bases 1 to 888 code for a protein of 295 amino acids. The record is from RefSeq and is a predicted model, not a curated record. The transcript has 3 exons. Lineage: Eukaryota; Fungi; Ascomycota; Eurotiomycetes; Eurotiales; Aspergillaceae.
AUGAUCCACCCCAAUGCUCAUGCGGUCUCCGCGAAAGUCGAUGCAUACUUCCUACAACGCUGGCCCUUCCGCAGUGACGCUGAGCGGGCCAAGUUUCGCGCAGCGGGCUUCUCGCGUGCGACGUGCUUAUAUCUUCCUAAGGCGUUGCACGACCGGAUUGAGCUUGCAUGUCGGUUGCUGACACUUCUCUUUCUGGUCAAUGACCGUCUCGAAGAGAUCUCGCUCGAGGAUGGCUCUGCAUAUAAUGAACGGCUUAUCGCCAUAUCCAGGGGGGACCAUCUCCCUGACAGGACAGUUCCGGUAGAAACUAUUACGUAUGAUCUGUGGCACGAGAUGCGAGAAUGCGACAAAGCCCUCGCAGAUAUGCUGCUCCAGUCUGUUAUUACCUUUAUGCGUGCCCAGACGGACAAUGCCCGUCUUAGAAUUAACGAGCUCGGAAAAUACCUGGAUUACCGCGAACGAGACGUGGGACAGGGCCUGCUCUCCGCGCUUCUGCGCUUCACAAUGAAGCUUCAUCUGACCGAAGAUGAGCUACAUCGUGCGGCCCCUGUCGAGCACAACUGUGCCAAGCACAUUGCAAUUGUCAACGAUAUCUACAGCUGGCACAAGGAACAGCUCGCAUCACAAAUCUUACAUCAGGAAGGCGCGGCUCUCUGCUCAGCGGUACCGGUAGUAGCUAACGAGGCCGGGCUCGGAUUUUCCGCAGCGCAGCGGGUUUUGUGGACGAUGUGCCGGGAGUGGGAGUCGGUGCAUCAGCAGCUUGUACAAGACAUUCUAUCGGAGGGGAGCGCCAGCCUUCAGAUAUUUGUCCGUGGGAUGGAAUAUCAAAUGAGCGGGAAUGAGCGCUGGAGCGAGUCGACCCCACGGUACCAUCCGGAUAAUUCUUGA